AACUCCUUUUGGCUCAAAAUGAGGACAGUAUAAAUGACAGAGGGCAUAAUCGUGACAGCAAAGACAGAGAAGACCUACUCAGGGAAACUGCACUUUUAAGCAAUAUGUGGCUGGCUAUUGUUUUUCAACUCACAUCUCUCCUAACAAAAGCUCAACAUGUCUGCGUUGGGAAAUCCACAUUCAGAAGUCCAGCCAACUCUGACAUUGAGGUUUUCUGCGGCUCACAGACGGUGAGCCUCCAAAUCCUUCUGUGUCCCAUCUACUUCCAUGGCUAUAAUGAGUCAUUGGUUUCACUCAACUGUGAGCACUCCAAACACCAAUGUAAAGGGACUCCUGAUUGGACGGCAGACCCACCUGUCGUCAAAUUCAAUUUCUCCAUCACGGAGGAAGCCAUCGCGACAUGUUCAAGCAAGUUGAUAGUCAAUCAGGAAGUGGGAACCGAAAUUUUUUCAGACUUCUCAAAUGUCCAGUACAUUAACAUAUCAGGCGUGGUCUGCUCGGAGGACCCCAACACCGGAGCCAUUAGCUACCAUCAAGAGCUGAUGUACAGGUUCUCCUGCCGCUACCCCCUGCAGUACUUGGUCAACAAUACGCAAAUGAGUGUGUCUGGAACCAGUGUGGCUGUAAAGGACAGCAAUGGAAGUUUCAUCAGCACAUUGAGCAUGCAACUCUAUUCGGACAGCCAAUAUACAUCAAGGCUGCGGAUCCCUCCAGGAGGACUUGAACUAAAAAGCAGGAUUUUUGUCCAGAUUAAAGCAUCCAACCUCACCAAAAGACUGAAUGUGCUACUGGAUCGAUGUUAUGCUACAGUGACGCCUUCUCCUGAGAAUCCAGUAUAUCAUGACCUCUUUGUUGGGUGUCACAACGAUGGCCAGACCAUAAUGGGCAUCAAUGGAGAAGAGCAGCAAGCUCAGUUCUCCUUCGAAGCUUUUCGCUUUGUCCAGCAUAUGAAUGCCACGCUCUCCACCUUCUACGUGCACUGUGUCACACGCCUCUGCACCAACACCUUUUGCCCCGACCUCAUUCAGAACUGCACUGCCACCAGUAACCUGAGGGGGCGCCGUAGUGUCAAAGAGGACCAGGACGCCACCGUGAGCGAUAUUGCCACUGUGAGCUCAGGCCCCAUUACUACACGUUUAAACCAGGCUUUGGUGGCAGCAGACGAAGGUGUUCAUCAGCCUCUUGUGAACGACACCAUGCUGGCGGUGUCAGUCGCAGCAGCCAUCGUUGGAAUUGUCUGCCUUGCUUUGGCUGUGUUUGUUACUUUCCGAACAAACAAGUCAAAAGGGAACUUGAACAAUACAAUUUGUUUCAACCAAAAGCCAUAAGAGAUUGACACUGUUUUGUUGAUUUAAGUCACAUUAUGACUGAGGUGUAAAGUUAUUAACAGUACUUCUGACAUUUUAAAAACAUGUUGAAUGUAGGGAGUGAAUUUUUCAUUCCCCUCCCACAGCCGUAUUUGUAUGUAAUUUUAUAAAAAAAAUAAAAAUAAAGGGGUCCUGUGUGGAAGUUCUAGAAGCAUAUUUCUAAUAAUUUCACAACUGGUCCAUUUCUAUAUUGAACACACUUUCUUGUGGUCUACAUAACAUGUAAUGGAGGCGCUUUGGUCAACAUUUUGCAUGGAUUGUUUUCAAGACAGUCUUCAAAUUGUUUUCAGACCGUCUCUUCAAGAUGCACCGCUUUGUGAGUGGUCUUACAGUCAUGGUCAAAAGUUUACAUACGCUUGUAAAGACAUCACAUGGACAAAGACAAGACCUUCUGGAGGAAUGUUCUCUUGGCAGAUGCAACAAAAAUUGAACGGUUUGGCCACAAUACCCAGCAAUAUGUUUGGAGGAGAAAAGGUGGGGCCUUUGUGGUAGUAUUAUGCUCUGGGCCUGUUUUGCUGCCAAUGGAACUGGUGCUUUACAGAGAGUAAAUGGGACAAUGAAAAAGGAGGAUUACCUCCAAAUUCUUCAGGACAACCUAAAAUCAUCAGCCCGGAGGUUGGGUCUUGGGUGCAGUUGAGUGUUCCAACAGGACAAUGACCCAAACACACGUCAAAAGUGAUAAAGGAAUGGCUAAAUCAGGCUCGAAUUAAAGUUUUAGAACGGCCAUCCCAGAGUCCUGACUUAAACGUGUGGACAAUGCUGAAGAAACAAGUCCAUGUCGUAAAACCAACAAAUGUUGCUGAACUGCACCAAUUUUGUCAAGAGGAGUGGUCAAAAUUUAAACCAGAAGCUUGUGGAUGGCUACCAAAAGCACCUUAUCGCAGUGAAACUUGCCAAGGGACAUGUAACCAAAUAUUAACAUUGCUGUAUGUAUAAUUUUAACCCAGCAGAUUUGGUCACAUUUAAAGUAGACCCAUAACAAAUUCAUAAAAGAACCAAACUUCAUGUUUUUUGUGACCAACAAGUAUGUGCUCCAAUCACUAUCACAAAAAAAUAAAGAGUUGCACAAAGUAUUGGAACCUCAAGACAGCCAUGACAUUAUGUUCUUUACAAGUGUAUGUAAACUUUUGACCACGACUGUACAUGUCAAAAGUCAUCCUUCAAGCCAAGCCCCCUUCCACCGAUUCUCUACUCUGUUAGCCAUGUUGUAGUUUUAUUUGGUCCGUGGUUCAAUUUGAAACGACGAUGUACAUCCAUGCAAGAAUAUUGAAAUGCAAUUAUAUUUGACCCUGUUAGUA
Molecule: messenger RNA, 2665 nt
Organism: Nerophis ophidion (straightnose pipefish)
Lineage: Eukaryota; Metazoa; Chordata; Actinopteri; Syngnathiformes; Syngnathidae
Product: zona pellucida-like domain-containing protein 1
Exons: 11
Coding region: 105-1328 (407 amino acids)
Cellular component (GO): cell surface
Source: RefSeq, a predicted model, not a curated record